AUGCAGAUCACAAUUUAUACUGAAGUUACACGGCGUAAAUUAACAGAGGUACUUGUUCUCUGGUUGGGUUACUCCUCCUUCGCAAUCAACCCAUUUCUGUAUGGUUGCUUAAAUCGUGCAAUUCGAGCUGAACUUAAAAAUUAUAUCAGAAAAUAA
Molecule: messenger RNA, 156 nt
Organism: Patella vulgata (common limpet)
Lineage: Eukaryota; Metazoa; Mollusca; Gastropoda; Patellidae
Product: G-protein coupled receptor 61-like
Exons: 4
Coding region: 1-156 (51 amino acids)
Source: RefSeq, a predicted model, not a curated record